Scylla paramamosain (green mud crab) is the source of this 1495-nucleotide messenger RNA. RefSeq lists its product as uncharacterized. NCBI's taxonomy places the organism in Eukaryota, Metazoa, Arthropoda, Malacostraca, Decapoda, Portunidae. The record is from RefSeq and is a predicted model, not a curated record. Gene Ontology annotation, molecular function: 2-oxoglutarate-dependent dioxygenase activity. The transcript is spliced from 7 exons. Bases 157 to 1197 code for a protein of 346 amino acids.
CAGCGCAAGGGCGGACCCGCAUCCCAUUAGAUAAUAACAUGCAUCAGUGACGGCAAGGUACGCGCAUUAUUAACCAGAGAUAGAGGAACCGGUGCCAGUGGUGGACCGGCAGCCGUGAAGGGAGGACACGAAGCUUGGGUUGUGUUAAAGCACAUCAUGGACAGCGAGAAAGUACUACCAGUGAUCGACCUUGGGCUGGCGAAGGGCCCCACGCGGAGUGCCCUUGUGAAGCAGCUGCGGGACGCCCUUACCACCGUGGGCUUUAUCUACCUUACGGGCGUGGAGGGCUUCGACGAGGUGGAGCUGCUUAGACUCACCAAAUGGUUCUUCAGUCUGCCGAUGGAGAGGAGGAUGGCCAUCUCCAAGAAAUCCUUCAACCCUCAGAGUGCCCACGAGUACCGAGGCUUCUUCCCCGUCAUCCCCGGUGCUGUGUCUCAUAAGGAAGCCUUUGAGAUCGGGCCGCGGAAGGAGGAGGGGACCAAGAUGCCUCAAGAUUCCAUCGCUGCCAAGAUUUUCUGUGAGGAUAACCAGUGGCCUGAGGAAGACACCGAGAUGGGGAGACAUUUCAGGGCUUGGAUGGAGAACUACCACUUCAUUAUGACAGAGACUUCACUUGAAAUUUUGCGCCUCAUUGCGGAAGGUUUCGGGGCUCCAAGUGACUUCUACACGUCGAUCUUCAGCCCCACGAACACCAGCCUGUCCACCCUGCGCCUCAUCCACUACCCAGCCCGUCCCAACCCGCCUGAGAGUGCUCGUGAUGGUGACUACGUCAUCCAAACGGCAGAACACCAUGACUCUACUAUGGUUACACUCCUGGCCACCUUCCCGGAGUACCCAGGGCUGCAGGUGCGCUGGUGGCAGGACAACUCUAUUAUUGACGUGCCCCACAAGCCAGGCCACCUUGUCAUGAACAUCGGGGACCUCCUCUCGCAUACCACGGGGGGCAAACUUAAGGCCACCAAACACCGCGUUGUAGACAUUUGUGGUGAUAGGCUCUCCGUUCCGUUCUUCUUUGAGCCGAGGUUCGACGCCAAUGUAAACGUGGCACUGCCUGGAGAGACCCUUCAGGACACCACUACCAGGAACUACGGGCCCUGGCUGUUUGAGAAAAUAUCCAAGUGGGCAGAGUACAAGGAUUUGAUUAGGAGGUUGAGUGAGAUGGAAAAGAGCGAGACAAAGGACGGCCAGAGUAUGUAGAGGAGGAGAGGAGGGUGUAGUCAUGAUGUGUAAAGGAGAAGAGGAAGGUGAAGGGAUAGUAGAGGCGGAUGGGAAGGUUUGAUAAGAAGGGUGAGUGAGAUGGAAGGGAAAGACGCGAGGAAGGAGGGGCAGUGUAGAGAAGAGAGGAGGAUGGCGCAUGGAGGUGGAAAGACAGACUGACUAUGGGAACUACCUUCUGCCAGUAAUGUUCAAGCACUGAUAGUUUGUUUGUGUUUUAUUUUUAAUUCGUGAUCUACACAAUGAAUGAAUGAAUGAAUUAAAUGAAUGAAAUGAAUAA